Molecule: messenger RNA, 1092 nt
Organism: Rotaria socialis
Lineage: Eukaryota; Metazoa; Rotifera; Eurotatoria; Philodinida; Philodinidae
Source: the annotation of a GenBank genome assembly
AUGAGGCGUAUUACACUGUUUUGUUUAAUCGUUCGUUGGGCUAUUUGUAUUAAUUCAAUUCCAUUUGACGGAGUAAUUCGCCCAACAGGUGAUGGUAGUUCAUAUGCUUUUCUCAAACCACCGAAAGAGGGUAAUCAUGCAGCAUUCAUUGAACAAUUGACACCAAGUGGUACUCUAGCUGUUGCGUGGUUUACCGGUGGUGAAGGAAGUCCAAAUUGUUCCAUUGCCUUAUCACUUCUAGCUGUUGGAUCAGAACAAUUUACACCGGGUGUCAUUGUUAGUCAGCGUGUCAAUUAUUCAAAUCAAAAUCCUGUUCUCUUUUGGAAUCCUCGUACACAAAUCCUACAUCUAUAUCAUUCUUCACAAUUGGGGGAUGGUCCUGAAAGUUCAUCUGAACUAUGGCAUUUGCAAAGUCAAGAUAGUGGUGCUACAUGGUCUAAUGCCAGCUCUUUUUAUUCUAUGCCAGGAGCAUUCGAUCGAAAUCGUAUCAUACCUACGUUAGAUGACAAAGGUGUCAUAUUUCCUUGUUACAAUUCUUCGCCAACAUACGAUUAUUCAUUUGUACUUCGAUCUACAUCUGAUGAUUCAACAUGGACAUAUAUUAAUAUGACCAACAGUGUAGAUUUGAUUCAACCGUCUAUCGUUCGUUUAUACAAUUCAACAAAGUUGCGGUCAUUUUUUCGUGAUGAAGAUGCCAAAUCUAUUUAUUAUUCUGAUAGCAACGAUGAUGGUUUUACUUGGACAAUACCAGAACAAACAACUUUACCGAAUAAUAAUGCUGGUAUUCAUGCAAAUAUACUAAAAACUGGUGCUGUUAUUAUGGUAUUUAAUAAUCACAAUGGAACUCAUCUGCCAAGAACACCGCUAACAGUAGCUCUUUCCUAUGACAAUGGAAUGACAUGGCCCUAUCAAAGAAAUAUUCAAGUUCACGACGAUGGGAAUAGUACAUCUGUCGGUGAAUAUUCUUAUCCAGGAAUAUUACAAAGUUUUUGGACUGGCAGAGAUGAUAAUGAUAUUCAUCUUGUGUUUACCUAUGAUCGGCAAACAAUUAAAUAUGUCCGUUUUAAUGAAAAUUGGAUUAAGCGAAGCUAA